Molecule: messenger RNA, 966 nt
Organism: Pistacia vera
Lineage: Eukaryota; Viridiplantae; Streptophyta; Magnoliopsida; Sapindales; Anacardiaceae
Product: ensconsin-like
Exons: 3
Coding region: 1-966 (321 amino acids)
Source: RefSeq, a predicted model, not a curated record
AUGCCUCCAAAGGAGUCCGGGCAGCCCCGCCGAGCACCAUUCGUCUUUCCUAGAUCGAGGAGUGAAAGGGCGGCUGAAGCUGCUCGUCCAAUCUCGGCACAGCCGGUGCGAACAGUCCCGGCUUCCCAGCCCCAUCCUGUGCAAGGAGUGACCAGGACGAAACAGGCUGCUCAGGCGCCAACUGCUCGCCCAAAGCGGAAGGCUCCAGCUCCGAGGUCGAAGAAGAGGAAGCAGAUUCAGCCCGAAGAGUCGGAGACUGAAUCUGAGGGAGAGCCUCUGAGGUCGCGCCAGGAAUCCAGGAGGUCGGGCAAGGAGCCCACGAGCGAGACAGUGACUGGUGACAAGGCGAAGGGCGCGCCUGUUCUAGACUCACUGGGGAGUCUGCCCGAGUACCUGCAGCCAAUUGCGUUGCUCGCGAUGAGGAUGUCCAUGGAAAAGACGCGGCUGGGGGCCGCCAAGGGGACAAGCGACCUGCAGGAAGAGAUCGCAAAGCUGAAGCAGAGCUUGGAGUCCGUUGAAGCGGAAAGAACUCAAGCGUUCGAAGCAGCGAACAGGUAUCUGAACCAAAAGGACGCUGCUUUACGAACAGUGGACUUCCAGAAGGCGGAGCUAGAUCGACGUGCGGAGGAAGUCAAGGAACUUCAAAGGACAACCGCCAGGCUCUCUAGGGAGAUCGGCGAGAAGGACCAGGAGCUCCAGGCGACCUUCGCACGGGUUCAGCGAGCUGAAGAAGACAGGGGGGCCUCCGAACAGGAAAGGCUAGCUCUUGAGGCCGAGCUUCAGGAGAGUCGGGAGAGAGUCACUUCUCUGACUGUAGAAAUGCAAAAUCAGUCUGAGGAGAUGGAGGAGAAGGCCGCGGACUGGGCAAUCGGGUCCAUCUACGCCCGCAUUCUUGAGGCCGAAGGGCAAGAGAGGCAAGAGAAGACUAAACAGAGAUUGCCUGAGUAUGCCAUAGAGAAAGAAUGA